AUGGGUGGAGGAACUGGAAAUUCAGACGCAAAAACUUCCAUUAGGCACUUAAAGGUUGCAGUUGCCUUAGCUUGCAUCAGGUCCAAACCAAAUGGACUGUCUGCUAGGCAGUAUGCCGAGCAACUUUGUGCUCGGUACCGUGCUGAAGAGAGUAGAUGGAAACAAAAAUAUGAACAGGCAGAGAUGACAAUCCUUAAGCUGAAACAAACGCAAGAAUUACAAUCAUAUAUAAAUUUUUCAGGUUUAGUUGAUUUAAUUCCAUUUAUCACAUUUGAUGUCAACUCUUCACAAAAUCAAAAUGACGAGGAACCAAUGGAAGUGGAUAGAGAUGCUGAGCACAUAAAGCACAACACAGAUUUCAUUAAAAGCUACCUCAUGUUGAAGCAAGCUAACAGGGAAACAUCUCAAAAAUCCACACUGGGUAGUGCAGUUCACUCUACACUUUCAAGUUCCUUAUACUUGAUCAGUAAAAGCGUGGAAAAUGAAGUGUUAUCAAUCCCAAUAAUCACAGACUAUUUCCAAGUCAUCAGUCAGCUAAGUUCUGCAAUGGAAAAGAAUUUUCCAUGCCUUGAAGUGCAAGAACUUGUGCAAAUCAUUAUUGACAGAGCUCUGAGAGGUGAUAAACUUGAGAGAAAACAGCGGAGAGAGUUAAUCCUUACACUAAAACACCUUCUGAUCCCUCAGAUGAGAGACCAUAUUUUGGACAGUUUACUGGCAGCAAUUGAGAGUUUUUCCACUCAUUUAAGGACAGUGAGCCAAAAUAAAACACCCCUAAAUACAAUGCUGUAUGAAAAUAUCUAUUACAUCUUUGAUAUGCUUCAAAUUGUCCUUAAAGAUCUCAAGGAUGAAUGUAGUGGUAUCACUUCGGGAGAAGUUAAUCCAAGUCAGAGAUCUCUAAGUAGUGACCAAAGGCUUCAGACAGCAAGUAUUUUGUCUGAAGUUACUGAAAGACUUGACAAAUGUGUAUUGUAUAUUUCAGAUAGCUUUCCUUUGUUCGUCUGUAAAAUAUGGCUAAUCAAGUGUAAUUUCUUGUAACGUUGCCAAGUAAAUAAAGGUGUUUUAUAUUUUUUCUUGUGU
Saccostrea echinata is the source of this 1077-nucleotide messenger RNA. RefSeq names its product meiosis-specific protein MEI4-like. Gene Ontology annotation, biological process: meiotic DNA double-strand break formation; oogenesis; spermatogenesis. The coding region runs from base 1 to 1035 and encodes 344 amino acids. Gene Ontology annotation, cellular component: lateral element. The record is from RefSeq and is a predicted model, not a curated record. NCBI's taxonomy places the organism in Eukaryota, Metazoa, Mollusca, Bivalvia, Ostreida, Ostreidae. The transcript is spliced from 4 exons.